AGCAAACGAUGGAUAGCGCGGAGUUUCAUGCUGCAGUCUAUGACAAAGUUCGAGAGAUUCCGGCCCAGAAAGUCACCACAUACGGUCAUAUCGCGAAGCUAAUUGGGAUGCCAAACCACUCGCGCCACGUCGGACAAGCGCUCAAAUUCCUUUCGCCGAAUACCAACCCUCCAGUGCCAUGGCACCGCGUGAUUGGGGCAUCUGGAACUAUAUCUUCACGGGGCCCAGGCACAGAUGGGGCACAGCGCCAAAGGGAUGCUCUUGAAGCCGAGGGUGUUGAGGUGACUGUGGGGAGAACAGGCGAAAUGCGAGUAGACUUUGGUCGCUAUGGCUGGUUUCCGUCCCCACAGGUAUCAACAUCCACGACAACCGAAGCAAAUACCAGUAGCGAUGCAGAGGAGCCUUCCUAAGACAAUCCAUUGAAGGCUCAUUGCUAGCCUACACUCCAAGUGCGGGGCCUACCAGGGUUUGCUCGAACACCAAAACUGAGCCAGUCUCUUCUUUGUCGUCCACCUCCGGGCCUGUGCUUUUGAUUGUCGAUUCCUCGAUCGAUGCCAAUGAACUUUUGUGAUACACAAA
Molecule: messenger RNA, 579 nt
Organism: Coprinopsis cinerea okayama7#130
Lineage: Eukaryota; Fungi; Basidiomycota; Agaricomycetes; Agaricales; Psathyrellaceae
Product: MGMT family protein
Exons: 5
Coding region: 9-410 (133 amino acids)
Biological process (GO): DNA repair
Molecular function (GO): catalytic activity
Source: RefSeq, a predicted model, not a curated record